GGGAGCAAAGAGAACGGAACGGGGAGGAACACUGAAAGAGGAGGCGGCUGGCGGAGGGAAGAAAGAACAGGACGAGGAGGGACUGAGGGGGAAGAAGGCGGAGCCUCCCAGUCGGGAGGAAAUGCUUGGCACCCCCUGCAGCGGCUUUUGAACAGAGAAUGAAGAUGCCGAGGAGGUGGCGGCGUUGGCGGCAGGCUGGGGAGAAGCAGCGACGUGAGUGGCCAGGUCUACCCACCCACCCCCAGCAUUUCACGCUUGGCUUGUGGGAGACCGUUAACAGCAACACCAGUUCAUAUUCUCUGGCUCUGCUUUCUAAGUUUCCAUGCCUUUUUCUAGGGAGAAGUGGAUGUGAACUGUAGGUACCUGAGCAAAGGACCCAAACUGAAUAGAACCAACUGCUGAAGAGGCAUCCCAGCUGGAUUCACACACAUGCCCUAUCCUCAUACUUAAGUAAGCGGAAGGCAACAGAUCCCUCUCCAAAAGGCCUAAAUGUAGUCACUACAAGGCAGGCAAGAUCUGAAUUGUGCUCUGCGUUUUGUCUAACAGCCAAAGACUCCUACAAAAGUGAUUCCUGUAUGCAAGGAUUUGAUCCUUGGGGCUUUUCGUUUUUAGCACGCCAGAAAUUUUCCAGAGAAAGCUUGCUAAUUGUCUAAAGUUGUUAGGCAAUAGACAUGUAGCCUCUCUGAAUCUGGAGGUGAUUCUUUCUCAUGAAACUAAGUAGAUGAACGGAUUUCCCUGUACCUUCCCCGGAGGGCUGAUCAAGAAAGGAACAGUACACUCCGACUGUGCUGUAGAAGCUGGAGUGGGAGAAAUCAAAGUAGAUUCUGCAAAACACAUGUGUCAAGCUUUGGAAAGGCAACUGUGUCUGUUUGGAAUAAUCGUUUAGCAUCUGAGGACACUUUCACGCCUCCCACUAAGCUGUCCUUCACUCUUUUUGGGGGGUUUGUUCCCAACCCCAUCUCCCUUGUGUUUCUAUGCUACCAAAACAUUCUAUGUCUGGAAAUAUAAAACCAGUUGGUGCUUGACAGCUGAAGAUAAAAGAAUAAGCAAGAGGGAAAAGUGGGGAAGAGUGAUGCCUUUUUAUCUUCCCUUUCUUACAAAGAUGAGGUGCCUUCUGCUGGAGCUGACAUCUCUUCUGUUACUGGGGGUGACAUUUGCACAACGUCAAGUUGCUGUUCAAGAAGGCCCUCUCUACCGUACUGAAAAUUCCCACAUUACCAUCUGGUGCAAGGUCAGUGGUUACCAAGGACCAUCGGAACAGAAUUUUCAGUGGUCCAUAUAUCUCCCUUCUGCCCCAGAAAGGGAGGUACAAAUUGUCAGCACCAUGGACCCAUCCUUUCCUUAUGCUAUCUACACCCAGCGUGUCAGAAGCGGAGAAAUCUAUGUAGAGAGAGUCCAAGGGGAUUAUGCUUUACUGCAUAUCACAGAGCUGCAGGACAGGGAUGCUGGCGAGUAUGAGUGCCAUACACCCACCACUGAUGAACAGUACUUUGGGAGCUACAGUGCAAAGAUGAAACUAAUGGUUAUUCCUGACUCCUUGCGGGUGACCUCAGAAGCCCAGACCCUAAACAAAGUGCAACAUGAUUCUUUGGAACUGAAAUGCGAGGUGUCGAAGAGUACAGUACAGCACAGCCAUGUUUCUGUUGCCUGGUACAGACAGAAAGCAGCUGAGCCUGCUGUGGAGGUCAUCUCCCUCAGCCGUGAUUUUGUAUUGCGUGCAGGAAGCGAUUACGCCCAACGACACGCCAGUGGAGAUAUACGCCUGGAUAAAGUGGGUGAAACUCAGUCCAAGCUUACAAUCUAUAACCUGCAGUCUUCUGAUGAGGGCGAGUUUUACUGUGAGGCAGCUGAGUGGAUUCAGGAUCCUGACGACACUUGGUUCGCAAUGACUCACAAGCGCUCAGAGGGCACCAUGGUCUAUGUGGAAGGAACUGUUAGUAGUACUCAUUCUAGUUUGGAUAUGGAUAUCAAUGUCCGACUUGAGACAGAGAAGCGCACAUACACAGUAGGUGAGCCAGUGGAGUUCAAGUGCAUUCUGGAAGUGCAGAAUGUUGCAAAGAGAUACUUCUCCAUCUCAUGGGCCUUCAACAGUUCCCUGAUCGCUAGCUUUGGGGCCAAUGCUGUGCCAGUCCUUAACAAUGAGUUUGCUCAGCGAGAAGCUCUGGGGCAACUGAAAGUGGCCAAAGAGAGUGACAGUGUCUAUAUUCUAAAAAUCUACCGACUUCGCCUGGAGGACAGCGGCAAAUACAACUGUCGUGUGACAGAGCGCUUGAAGACAUCAACUGGGGAAUUCAUUGAUGGAGAAAGCAAACGGCCAAAGAACACACCCAUCACAGUCCUGCCUCUUAAGACCAAUAUCUCAGUGGAAGUGACCAACAAUGCCAGCAAUGUUCUGGAAGGAGAAAACUUGAGAUUUGGUUGCAGUGUGCGUACCGGUUUUAGACCCCAAAACCGCCUCUCUGUCACCUGGCAACUUGUGGACAAGCAGAACCGUCGCAGUGACAUUGUGCAGCUUGACCGGGAUGGCACACUUCAUCCAGGCCCCUCUUAUGCUGAGCGCAGUAGCUACGGUGAGAUCCAGAUGGAGCAGAUACGUCCUGGAUCUUUCACACUUGAAAUCUUCAACAGCCUCAAGGCAGAUGAGGGCCAUUAUGAGUGCCGUAUCACAGAGUGGACACGUAGGAUCGAUGGGGAGUGGCAGAUGAUUGGGGAGCGACAUAAUGGCUCUGCCGUAUCCAUCAAUGCACUGGAUGCUGGCUUUGCAGUUACAGCCAUCUCCCGCACUCCUGGAGUGACCUAUAAUGAAUCAUUCGAUCUACAGUGCAUCAUCAAGCCACAUUACCCAUCCUGGGUCCCAGUGUCUGUGACAUGGCGUUUUCAGCCAGCAGGCAGCACAGAGUUUCACAAUCUGGUUACCUUCACUCGGGAUGGAGGUGUUCAGUGGGGCGAUAGGUAUGUUGGGUUCCGAACCCGAACAGCCAUUGAGAAAGCAGAAUCUAGCAACAAUGUGCGCCUGAGCAUCAGCAGAGCCAGUGACACAGAGGCAGGCAAAUACCAGUGUGUGGCAGAGCUCUGGCGGAAGAACUACAACAGCAGUUGGACACGACUAGUGGACAGGACCUCUAAUCUACUGGAGAUCAGGGUCUUGCAGCCUGUGACAAAAUUGCAGGUCAGCAAGUCAAAGCGGAGCAUCACCCUUGUGGAAAACAGGCCCAUCCCCUUGAACUGCUCUGUGAAGUCUCAGACCAGCCCAGACUCUCACUUUGCUGUCCUCUGGUACGUCCACAAACCAACUGACACGGACGGCAAGCUGAUCCUGAAGACAACUCACAGCUCUGUGUUUGAAUAUGGCACUUAUGCAGAGGAAGAGGGGCUGAAGGGAAGGCUGCAGUUUGAGAGGUCACUGUCUGGGGGACUCUUUAGCCUCACAGUCCAGAGGGCCCAGGUCAGCGACAGUGGCAGCUAUUACUGCCAUGUGGAGGAGUGGCUGCUCAACCCCAACCACGCCUGGUAUAAGCUGGCAGAGGAAGUUUCGGGUCGGACGGAAGUCACUGUCAAGUUGCCAGAUAACCUCUUGGAAGUGAACCAGACUCAGAAGAACCUCACAAUUCUAGAGAAUGAAUGGGUAACAUUAGAGUGUCUAGUCACCAACCGGAGCAGCCCUGCUUCUCAGCUGUCUGUGGAAUGGUACGUGUGGAAACCUGGUCAUCCAGAAAAAGAAGCCAUCGUCAGGCGGAGCCGCCAGGCCACCCUGUUGUAUGGAGAGCUGACAGCACUGAAUGAUCUGAAAAGCAGACUGCGCUUGGAAAGCCCCUCUCCAGGCCUCUUCUUGCUCACCAUGCAGAACAUGACCAUGCAGGAUAGUGGGACCUAUGAUUGCCGUGUGGAGGAGUGGCUGUUGGAUCCUACAAAUAUGUGGUACAAACGGGCAGAAGACCUCUCUGGGCUAACAACAAUUACAGUGAAGCAGCCAGAUGCAUCGUUGCAAGUGGAUGCAAACAUGGCAAACUUCACAGUGCCAGAGCAGGGGAAUUUCCAUUUGGAUUGCAACAUCCUGUCACUCUCUAGCCAGGAUUCCCGCUUUGCGGUGACGUGGUUCAGUGUGAAGAUGAAAGAGAAAGAUGUGCGUGCUGGUCGUAACAAGGAUGGAGAAGAGAGAGUGGCCUUGUUGAGAGUAGGCCAGGAUGCCGUCUUCAGCCGAGAGGCCAGCCCCUGGGAAGGCAGACUGCGCUUUCAGAGACUCUCGGCCACAUUCUAUCGACUGACUGUGCUGCAGGCUGGUGCUAGAGACACUGGCAAUUACUCAUGCCGAGUGGAAGAGUGGCUGCCUGACCCGAGAGGAGUGUGGUACAAGCUGGAUGAGGAGGAAUCUGGCCCCAUAGCCAUUUAUGUGCAAGACACAGGCUCCUCUCUACAGUCCGUCAUCUGCUCCAACGACUCCCUCUUCUACUUUGUGUUCUUUUAUCCCUUCCCUAUCUUUGGCAUCCUCAUCAUUACCAUCCUGCUGGUGCGAUUUAAGAGUAGAAACUCCAGCAAGAAUUCAGAAGGCAAGAAUGGGGUCCCCUUGCUGUGGAUCAAAGAACCACACCUAAACUACUCACCCACCUGUCUGGAGCCUCCUGUUCUCAGCAUCCACCCAGGAACUAUAGAUUAAAAGGGAAGUCCAUGCAGAUUCUCCCUACAGAGAGAAGAAAGAGAGGUGAAGAUGCACCUGGAACCCACAAGAAGAGUGUGUGUGUGUGUGUUUUGUCUCUUCAUUUCAUCUCUAUACUUUUUGGAUUCCAGUUUGGCUACACUAGGAUGUUCCUGUCAUCUCUUGGGAGUGCGAGAGCGAGAACAUCCUAGGAUGCCUGUGAAGAUCCAGCCAAUAGCUAAAGCAGGGGUGGGGGGAGGGCGGGGAGGUGAAAAGUCCACGUGUUCACUGUAUAUAGUGAAAUUUCUUACUGUUCCAGCAACCUGCCCAUUGGUUCUCAUUAAUUGCCCUCUGGAGUGUAAUUCUGUUGCAUUUUUCUUGUAUUAUACAGAGGAAAAUCCCCAGAGUGUAUUUGGGUGGAGCUCUCAAGGUGCCAGAGUCUAGGCACAUUGUUUUGAGUAAGUUUGUUUUGUCGAAUGGCUUGAUUUGACCACCUUUUGAGCCUUUGUACUGAAGAGGGCCUAAACAAACUGGCUGCCUGCCUUGCUUGGAGGAAAACAGAACCCGAACUACUCCCUGGCAAGCAUCAGGCAGCAUCUUCCAGGCCACACAGCCUCUCUGUCAGCCCUGAGUAUCCAGAGGCUCCUCUUUCCCGAGGACUGAAAAUGCAUAUAGGGUGGUUUUGUCAUUUGUUUAAACUAAAUUGCUUAUGCCAGUUACAGCCAAGUCAAAGGCUUAUGUGUUCCAGUAAUGCAGAACUUCCUGCCAUGGAUGCUCCUUUGCUGCUGCUGCUGCCUCUACAGUUCUGUUUACUAGAAAGGCAUCUGUUGCCCUUUGGGCUUUAUCAAGCCACAAUGCCACUCCGCUGGAGACUGCAGGGACGUGAACCUGAACUCCGGUUUCUAAAGACAUUCAAAUUGACCAAAGUUAACCAUGUAGAAAGUGGAGAGAAGAUGGAUGCCCCACAAGCAAAACACGAGCCAGAGAAAGUAUGACCAUGGAAGACCAAGUUUCCAUGUCUUGCAAACUUGACAUCCGGUUGCACUGAAUACGCAAUGAACUUGUAUCAUGCAAGAGAAGCUUUGAAUGGUCUCCCUUCCCUCCUGUACAUGCGUGUGCCAUUUUGUUACUUCAGCUUUAUUUCUCCAGGUGCAACACCACUCACCCCGAUUCCCCCACAGCCCUGCAAAAGCCACCAUAAGUGGACUUAGGAGGAAAUGAUGGGGCAGAAACUGCUGUUCUUUCUGUGAAAGACAUGGUGUUAACAAAAUUGGGGCUCAGAACAAGAAGGGCGCCUACUUUCCACCAGAGUAAGCCCGCUACUAAUGCCCCAUGCUGCAUAGGAAAUGCUUGUGUUAAAUGAUGGGCCAGCUCUCCCGUGCUUCUGGUUUGAAUCCCAGGGGCAGGGAAACGUGAUUCUCAGAAAAUGGCCAUUUGCUGUCUUCCUAAAAGUCUUCCUGGUAAAGCUGGCCCUUCACUUUUUCCUAAAGUGACUGGUUCUAAAGGAGGACACAUGGUGCCAACCACACGUUCUGGCCUGGAGAGGGGCAUGGAAAGUGGAAUGACAAACAUUCUGGCAUGGAAAGUAGGCUUGGAGGCGGGGGGUGGGGGUAAGGGAGCAGCUCUUUAUGAAAACGGAGAAUGUGGUCAUGUCCAUAGAGUGCUCUGAAUGUGUAACACAUUGACCCCAAUUAAUGGUGCUUCAAAAUUGGUGGAAGUCCAUGCAGAGGUUUUUUGCCAUCCAUAUGCUCUACCAAGAGGAGGAGAGAGAUGUGUAUGUUCAAGUAACUCACCUAUGGGUAUUUGCCCAAGCUUUACAGUUGUUUAAAAGCAUCCCCUCUCCUCAAAAAAGCAGGACUUUGUAGCAGUCCAAUAAAACAUCCAGAAUGUUUCCCAGACCAAAUCUGCCUCUGCAAACUGUUUUUGGAUCAACUCCUUUGUGUGUGUAAUUUGAACAUAGACACACCUCCAUACUCCUGCCUGUGCAAUGUAAGGCAAGAAUCAAAACAGCAGUGGGGAUGAAGAACUAAACAAAUGAAAGGAGCCCUUAGCUUGUGUCUCUUGUUUUUAUAAAUGUAAAAUGUCCUGUACAUAUACCACUUCGGGGCUGGAGCUAUAAUUCAGUUCAGCUCUUUAAAAGGAAAUGAGUCAGCAGGAUGAUUUCCUGUUCCUAAGAAUAUUGCUCUUUAUCUUUGCAUUGGAAACCUGUUGUACUGACACAGUAGCAUCAAUGCUUCUCUUACCAGCACGCCUUCCUAGCUCCUUCUAUAAAAAGCUGUCCCACAGUGACCUCCAGUGGCCAAUCAUUCCUGUCUGUUACUCAUGGGGGGAAACCAAUUUAUCAAAGCCAGUAGACAGAGUGUGAGUGGUAUCUUAAGCAGAAUUGAUGCUUACACAGAUUUCCUUGCAAAUGCCUAGUCCAUUGUGCUGCCAAUUUUGUUGCUCACUUUGGGACCAUGAUUCUUUUUUUAAAGAUGGACAUUGUGCGUAUGAAGCUUUAACAAAGCUUUUUGGACUUUUUCUCUGUAAUGAACCCAGAGGAAAAAGAACAAGCUACCUUUGCAUGAUGCAGAAAAACAGUGUGGAUUUUUUUUUUAAUGACUUUGUUACCAUGUUGCACUAAAUGUUUUAUACAACACACAUGAGAGCUGUUAGUAAACUGUGUUACAAUUGUGA
Molecule: messenger RNA, 7309 nt
Organism: Hemicordylus capensis (graceful crag lizard)
Lineage: Eukaryota; Metazoa; Chordata; Lepidosauria; Squamata; Cordylidae
Gene: IGSF3
Product: immunoglobulin superfamily member 3
Exons: 12
Coding region: 1073-4654 (1193 amino acids)
Source: RefSeq, a predicted model, not a curated record